ACAGAGCUUCAGACUAUUUCACAUUUCAUAAUUGGACCUGCUGUGCUUCCGCGGAUCAACAGGUGUCGGAAGGCAUGGAGCUGAGGCUGAAAUGUCUUGAGUCGAAACAAACCUUCGCAAUCCAACUGCCCCCUGACUGCACUCUCCUUCAGCUCCAACAAUCCCUUUCCCUCUCGCUUUCUCCUCCCCCUCCUUCACCGUCUUCUCUCCGUUUCUCUCUUAAUUCCCGGGAUCAACUUCUUUCCCCCUCGUCUCCCGAUGUGUCGCUUGACUCUCUUGGUUUCAUCGCUGGUGGCCUCCUCUACUUUUCCCUCAACCCCAAUGCUUUCUAUCAUAAUCCUCAACCCCUAACCCUUGUUCAAGAAUCGCCUCCUACACACGAACCCGUCACCGGUCGACAAAUUCAAGAAGAACCCAUGUUGAAAACUACGAAUUUCGGGAUUAAUUUCCCAAAUCAGGAAACUCCAAUCUCAGGAUUGCCUCAAAAACUGGAUCUUGGAUCGAAUUAUGGCCAAAUUUCUCAAGGGACUCAUAUGCAGGGCAUGAAUUGCCCAAACCAACAAACCCCGCUUCAGGAUUUGGCCGUGCAAGAAAGUCUGAGUGAAGAAUUUUCCCACGAAACCAGGGAAACUGCAUAUGGUACGGUUGUGGAAGCAGAAACCAUGGAUAUUGAUGGUACUUCGGGUAUUAAGAAGUUUUCUGAGCCGUAUUUCUUGAGGAGGGUGUUAAGAGAGGAGUUAGGCAAUGAUGGCGGUAAUCACAAGCCCUUGAUGAUUGCGGUUCACGCUGUUCUAUUGGAAUCCGGCUUCGUUGCGUUCGAUUCAGUCUCUGGGAUGCCAGUUGAUCGGUUUCAUCUAGCAGUUGAACGCCCCUCUUCAGCUUUUACAGUCUCCCUGUGGUAUUCCCUGCCUGAACUUUUGACUAGUAGCAAUUCUGGUUCUAAGAUGACUGAUUAUGUUGUUAUAAGGUUCCAAAAUCUAGGCCAUUUCAUCAAUGUUUAUGGGCGUUUGGCUAAAGGGGGUUUAGUGUAUAGGGUGUGCUUGGAUGAGUGUAGGUUUGCACCAACUUUAGACUCAAUAUGGGCAAAUUAUGAUGAUAAGAAUGUUAGGAUGGAUGAAGAUGUUUAUUCGAAGUCUUUUCCGAAGAAUGAAGUCUUUAAGUUUUGCAGAAUUGUGAAGGAGGGGCUUGCUUUGCCAUUAAUGAUUGAUCUUUGUGAAAGUACUGGUCUUGCUUCCCCUGCAUGCUUGAUGCGUCUCCCACCUGAAUUGAAGCUCAAAAUUUUGGAGUUACUCUCUGGUGUUGAUGUUGCUAGAAUGGGGUGUGUUUGCACCGGGAUGCAACAUUUGGCUUCCAAUAAUGACUUGUGGAAGCAGAAAUUUACAGAGGAGUUUUGGGAUGAGACAGCAGCACAGGGAAUGGUGAAUUGGAGAGAUAAGUUUGCGACCUACUGGCGUAGGAGAAAGCUGGCAGCGCCAGAAAUUAGCAUGUGCUCGUAUCAUGCUGUUGGGAGUACAAUUCAUUUCCCGUUUGGGGGGGACUCCUAUCCACUUGGGUAUCCUAUUCUUCCAAAUGUUCCGUACCACACCAAUCCAUUCGGGGUUCUUCCAGUUAUUACAUGUGGAUGUGGGGAUUAUAUUAAUGACCUCUUUCCAGGGCCUGCUGUCACUUCUGCUCUUGCACAAACUGGUCCAGCAGCAUUUGCUCCAUUCGGACAACAGACUUUUUGGCCUCAUUGUAAACUAGGAGGUAGACAUUUUUUUUUAUGAACACCUAGGAGGUAGACAUAAUGCCUAGUAUCUCAACUAAAUAAGUUGGAGGUUUGUUAAAUACCAUAUAUUUACAUAUAUAUGUAUAUAUAUCAAUAAGUAUAUUGCCAGAGCUCUGCUAGACAGGAAAUAGCAGAAAUAUGAUCUAUGGCGUUAACAAUUGUGUUGGUUUUGAUGUUUGCCAGUGAAUCAGAAUACAUGUUGGUGUCUGUGAAUGACCUUUGUCUCUUUCAAUAAAAUAGUUUCCUAAUU
Rubroshorea leprosula is the source of this 2018-nucleotide messenger RNA. NCBI's taxonomy places the organism in Eukaryota, Viridiplantae, Streptophyta, Magnoliopsida, Malvales, Dipterocarpaceae. The record is from the annotation of a GenBank genome assembly.